Messenger RNA from Phialemonium atrogriseum, 753 nucleotides. RefSeq lists its product as uncharacterized. Lineage: Eukaryota; Fungi; Ascomycota; Sordariomycetes; Cephalothecales; Cephalothecaceae. The record is from RefSeq and is a predicted model, not a curated record. The transcript has a single exon. The coding region runs from base 1 to 753 and encodes 250 amino acids.
AUGACCCAAUCAACACGCCCCCACCAACCAGCCCACCCAACCCCAACCCCGACCCACGGCCCGCCCGGCACCGGCUCCUUCACCGUGGCCUGCCGCGCCCGCAUAUCCGCGCCGCCGUCGCGGUGCCUGGCCGUCGUCCUCGACGCCGCCUCGUACCCGCUCUGGAGCCGGUUCUGCCGGUCCUGCGCCGUCGAAGGCGGAGAGGGAGGAGGAGGAAUGGGCCCGCCGGGGGAGAUGCUGCUGGCGCUGGGGUCGAGGUUCGUGUUUGAUGUGCAUAUGGACCUGGCUGAGGAGGCUGGGGAGGGGGAUGCGGGGGGAGGGGCGGUGACGGGGCGGGCGACGCCGCUGGAGGUGAGUGUGCUUGAGGCUGUUGGUGGUGGUGAGGGUGAUGGCGGGGGUGCAGGGACCGGGGGGCGGGGCGAGGAGGGGACGGGACGAGGAGGAGGAGGAGGAAGUGGUGGUGAACGAAGGGGGUGGCGUGUGGCUUGGAAGACGCGCGGCAUGCCGAGUUUCGUGUUGCGGUCCGAGAGGGUACAAGAGUUCCUCGAGGCUGCCGAGGACGGGAACGCGACCGACUACGUGUGCUGGGAGACCUUCUACGGGAUGCUGGCCCCGGUUGUCAGGCUGGCCGUGGGCCCCAAGCUCGAGAGGGGGUUUGGGGCGUGGAUGGACGAUCUCAAGGCUAGGGCCGAGACAUUGCAUUCAAGGAGAGGGGAGGAGAGCGAAAAUGACGCAAAGCGAGAGAUGGUGUGA